AUGGUGCAGUGGCAGAGGCAUCUUUUCCCAGUUUUUCGUCGCAUUCAUAAGGGAGUGGAGCAUGCCAAUCACUCGGCUACAAACCUUGUAAUUUAUCGCUUUGGCUCUUCUCUUACACAAGGUCAGUUACAGAGGCAAUCUUCAAUAAGUAUUCCAAGCAUUGCAAGGCCGUUUUAUCAGUGUUUUCAAUAUCAGGGAAUUUCAAGUUCUACCCAGUUGCUCAAAAAUUCAUCUGAGGACGCACCUGUUUCAUCGCCUUUAGUGCCAGUUUCUUCAUUAGGUAGUUCAAAAGGUGAAGAACAGAAUCAGAAAGCUAUUACUAAGGCAGAUAAGGUUCAAGCAGUACUAAAGAAAAUAAAGCAGAGUCCAAAGAAGCUGAACUUGGUUGCUGCUUUGGUACGUGGUAUGCUUGUUAAAGAUGCAUUGCUGCAGUUGCAAGUGACAGUAAAGCGGGCUUCAAAAACUGUAUAUCAGGUUAUUCAUUCAGCCCGAGCAAAUGCUUCUCACAAUCACGGGUUGGAUCCAGAACGCCUCAUUGUUGCCGAAGCAUUUGUUGGAAAGGGAGAUUUUAAGAGAAGAAUUUCCUACCAUGGCAAAGGAAGAUCUGGAGUCAUGCACAGACCAGAAUCCAGGCUAACUGUUGUAGUUAGAGAGAUAACCCCUGAAGAAGAGGCAGAUAUUGCUAGGCUGAAAGUCCACAACUUUAAGAAGCUCACUAAGAGGGAGAGUCGACUUGUGCCCCACCAGCUUAUCGAGACCACUCCUGUUUGGGGCCGAAAAAACAAAUCUAGCCGUCAAGACUCGAUUGCUGCAGUUGCAUGA
Lathyrus sativus (Indian pea) is the source of this 822-nucleotide messenger RNA. Lineage: Eukaryota; Viridiplantae; Streptophyta; Magnoliopsida; Fabales; Fabaceae. The record is from the annotation of a GenBank genome assembly.